AUGGAGGACCCAGUCGAGUUUGACGCUACAGCCCCUCCAGUCCGAGCCUCGUCGCCCUCUCCCUCCGUCUCUCCAACACCCGCAAUCUCGUCUUGCCCGUCGCCAGACCGUACAUCCCGUACGUUCUCUACAUUCUCUACGGUCUCUUCAUUGUCAACAUCUUCCGGUGCUUCCGGCGAUGCCAGAUCAUCGGUGUCGGUCUCCACCCGGAGACGGGGGUAUAUCCGUCCUCAGGGGGCGGAGUUUGCCGCCUCCGCAAAAAACCGGGAGAGCGUGAUGAGCUUGGGAAGCAUUGCCCACCUGCAAUACUAUUUUGCUCGAACUGGCCUGCUGGACGGCAAGGGCGGGAAUACGCGCGAAUAUAAAAAGAAGAAGAGGAACACGGAAGGGUUUCCGCAGUUACUCCUCACCCCAAAUUCUCACUUCACGGACGAUUUCACCACGAGCCCGACGGAAGAAGAACACACGGAUCCAGGGGAAGAUGUGUAUGACGAAGUCGAACCCGGGGAGGAGGUGAUGCUUCCUCCUACCGUUAGCACCUAUAGCAUUAAAACGCACUACAUUCCACCCCCUCCAGACCUGCUGCAGCUGCGGAGAGACCUUUUGAAUGCGAUAUGGAAAGCACAGAAAGAAAUUGAUACGGUAUCCCAGGACCAGCCUUCUCCAGAAACACUCCCCCCACGGAUUGACAUCUCGCCAGAAGGCAAUGCAGACUCCGAUGAAAAUUCACAAGUCCAAGCAGAUUUGGCUGCAGCUCGUAAGACAUGGGACGAGAUUCAGGGUAUGCGAAUUCUGGAUGUCGUGACGCUUGCAAUUCGCGCAGCAAAAAUAUAUUAUACCACCCACGAGUAUCCGGAACGUCUAUCGUCAAUAAGAAGCGAACGCGAGAUCAGGCAAGACUUGUUCAAUGUGUUGGAGGUUCUGAAGCGAUGGGCUGGGCGCAAUUUUGCAGGUGGACUCCGGGAAGACGAGCAGAAGGCUGUCCUAGAUUGGAUGUCCGAUGUGCGCGACAUGCUCGGGAAAGAGGCAAGGCUUGAAGAAGCGGAAGUUAAGGAGCGCGCCAGUUGGGGUUGGAUCGAGGGGGACUGGACAGGUCGCGAACGACAGCGAGAGGAGGCAUUCCUAGCUAGCCUGACGGGUCCGGACUCAUCACUGCCAGCAUGGCCGGAGCUUGAGAAUGGCUCACCACCGUCACCAAUGCUUGAGCAACUGUGUGAUGGUCGCGACUUAAUUCGGAUCCACAACAUAGCCGUCAAAAAAUCUAAGCGACCGUUUGGCGAGAUUAAAACCUUCCAUGAAGAUAUCGCCAAGCCUUAUCGACGCGCAGACAACCUUCGAUUUUGGAUAAAGGCAGCUGAGAUCCGAUGGGAGACAAAGCUGGACUUGGACGUGAUGGGUGUUGUCAACGGCAACAGCGACGAGGCAUGGCACCAAUUUGACAAAGCAGUCGCCGCUUGGUGUAAAUCCGUCAGGCAAGAACUUUCACAAGACCUGCGAGUGUUAAGAAGACGGGCGACUGCAGCCAGUGCCGAUGGACUGCUUGUGAGCAAGAAACGAUAG
Molecule: messenger RNA, 1560 nt
Organism: Aspergillus puulaauensis
Lineage: Eukaryota; Fungi; Ascomycota; Eurotiomycetes; Eurotiales; Aspergillaceae
Exons: 1
Coding region: 1-1560 (519 amino acids)
Source: RefSeq, a predicted model, not a curated record